Molecule: messenger RNA, 1017 nt
Organism: Haliotis rufescens (red abalone)
Lineage: Eukaryota; Metazoa; Mollusca; Gastropoda; Lepetellida; Haliotidae
Exons: 8
Coding region: 19-852 (277 amino acids)
Source: RefSeq, a predicted model, not a curated record
UACUCCCACUUCACAAGCAUGGACCGCCGAACACUGCUACUGGUUACCCUGUUGAGCGUUGUUACCGUCGCUGUCGCCAAACCUCAUUUCGAGGCCGCGGCGACGCACGACCAUGGCCACUGCAUGAUGGACGGCAUCAAGAUACAGCACGGGGACGAGUUCACCACCAAGAUGAGCGGCCCCUGCAUCGUAUACAUCUGUGAACACGGAGGAUACCAUCCUAUUCGUUUCGCUUGCGAGGACCAGAGCGGCACUUGUCGCCCCGAGGGCUACAUCCGCACCAUCGGCUGUUCCCGGCAACAGUGCAUCAAGAGCAAUUUCAACAUCGGCUUCCGCAAUCUCCAGGAAGCGUGUCAGGCCCGGGACGGGUCCUGUGUUGAUAUCGGAGGUGUGUGGACCCACAGUUGCCUCACGUACAGAUGCAUCAAAGUGCUCUUGGGCACACAAGAAUUCCCCGAUCUUCAACUCUCCAGCUGGGGCUGCCCCAGAAACGACCAGUGCAUACCUGCCAACGCUACCACUAUGGACGGAUGUUCUAUAAUAAAGUGUGAACAGAGGGGACAGUACUAUGGGUUGUAUCCACAGAAGCACGGAUGUCGCCACGACGGAUCAUGUCAUGAUGUCGGCAGCAGAUGGACGGUAGACUGCAACACCUACACCUGCCACGCCCUUGACAACCCCAACGGCGUUACAACAUUGUCGGUAGAAAACGUGGAUGCCAAGUGCAAAGAUGUUCAUGGAUCCUGCCACGCUCCCGGAGACUCAUUCGAGUUCGACAUAGCUGGCACCGUGUGGCCGCACUGCACCUGCGCAGUCAACGGACCAACUAUAGACUACAGCUGUCAUUCCUAAACGCCGUCGCUUGACAUAAUAUAAGGCCAACGUGACCUCUCAGAGUCCAUUCCAAUUCCUUAUAGUAUAAAGAAAUGUUAAUAUUCAUCAUCCGAUCUGUGAUGUGUGACAACGGAUUAGACGGCAGGACAAGUAAUGUAAUAAAUAUAUUAAAGUCAGAUUAAA